Molecule: messenger RNA, 1728 nt
Organism: Papilio xuthus (Asian swallowtail)
Lineage: Eukaryota; Metazoa; Arthropoda; Insecta; Lepidoptera; Papilionidae
Exons: 1
Coding region: 16-1287 (423 amino acids)
Source: RefSeq, a predicted model, not a curated record
CGUGUUGUUUGUAGAAUGAUGGUGAAAGUUUUAAAUCAUAGUGAUAUGUUUAGAUACUUUAAGAUAUUUUUGUUUGCACUUAUAGUGCUUAGUGUAACAGAUUCAGUGAGGGCAAGAAAAUUUUCGUCUUCUAGACACAGUUAUCCAAAAUCGGGUGGUCUUUCUGGCGGCGGAGGCCACCAUUAUCCUAGUUCUGGUGGACUCUCUGGAAACAGUCGCGGAUAUCCUUCAUCCGGAGGUAGCCAUGGGUACCCGUCCUCUGGCGGAAGUCAUGGAUAUCCUUCAUCUGGUGGUAGCCACGGGUACCCAUCGUCUGGUGGUAGCCACGGGUACCCAUCGUCUGGUGGGAGUCACGGUUAUCCCGCAUCAGGUGGUCUAUCAGGAUCUGGAAGCCACGGAUAUCCAGCAAACAAAGGGCUAUCAGGAUCCAAUACUGGCCAUACUACCAACGUACACUACCACUACAACUACAAUCCACCACAAAGGAUUUCGUACGCCCCAGCACAUGGUGGCCCUCCUGUGAGCUACCCUGUGUACCGUGGCGCACCGCCGACCUAUGUUUACCAAUAUAAGGAUUCCGGAAGCAAAUAUGGUACGUUGUUGGCUGGGUUGGCACUUCUUAACCUAGGAACCCUUGCAGGCGGACUAUAUGCAAACAGACAUUCCAAUUACAAACCACAGCCUGGCGAAAUUUGUAAAUUCGGAAUUAGAAAAGCCAACGGGGAUUACGAAGAGACGAAAAUCGACUGUAAAUUAAUAACAAGCUUUAUAUUUGAGGAAGAAGCUAAGAAACCAAGCGGUGUGCAGAAUUCCACUGUCACCACUACAACCGUGACCAAUACGACUGUUGUGAACACUACUAAUUUGGCAGAGGCUCCCCCUCAACCGCCCGUUGCCUUUCCACUUUACACAAUGUUGCCCAAUGGUACAUUGGUGCCGGUCAAUGGAACAAUGUUCAAUGUAACCUCGAUGAAUAAUAUAACGAAUGCAAACGACAGUGCGCCCGUGGGCAAUGCAAACGCAUCUACUGUGACGUCAGUGACGACGACGACAACAAACACAACGGUAACGAAUGCGCUGGACGUAAAGGGAAAGCCGGUCGACGUCACGCCAAACAUGAAGUGCUAUGUCAUCCGGAAUUCCCCAUCUUCGAACAUGCGCCGCAGCGUCCCUUGCGGCCUGUUGCAGACUUACGCUGACCAAUCAAUAAAGAAAAACUCUGCAUCAAAUCACCUACCGUCCGUGACAAUUCUAAGUGUAGUUUUUGCAAUUUGUGUCUUAUACUAGUUACUACCCUAGAUAUUAAGCUUCUCGCCUAUUUUAAUAUUUAAAUCUCGUUUGACCAGUUUCAACUUAACUUCACUAUCUGUUUAUUUUUAUAAUUAGUGCACGUAGAGUUAAUCUUUAUUUACUUGAUUUAAGUUUUAUAACCAGUUUAUCAUGAUUAUAGAGUCAUUUGUCAAGUUAGACAUUCUCAUUAGCUGAUUCACAAUCCUUCCGUAACCCUCCCACUACGUCUUCUCUCCACAUUUCUCCUGUCCUCCGUCUACCCCACUGCCUUCAAUGGAGCUCAAGAUUUAAAAAUAAAAUAAUAUUGUAAGCGGCAAUUAUAUAUUUAUAGUUAUCAAUUAGAAUAACCAAAAUCUAUGACAUUUUUGGAAGUGUUAUUGUAUUGUAUAUGAGAUAUUUAUAUAAAAGUAUUUUUUUAUUAUUAAACUUUGUUUCAGA